AUGUCCCAACAACAACGAGGUGGAAGAAGAGUGUUUGGCUCAACGUUUUUCUUUUCAAAGAAUGUGGAGCAUGCUAAAAUAAUCUUAAUGAUAGUGGUUGUGGCAUGUGUGUUGUCAAAGAUGAUCAUGAUGGUGAAGGCUUUUAAACCAUUUGGAGUUGAAGUGAGAGACACCAAAGAUGCCUAUCAUGUCAUUAUUAAUAUGGAUUCACUUCAAUCGUCCUCCUCAUCUUCAAAGAAGCUUCGAGUGGAUUCUGACACCCAACAAAUUGUUUCAAAAUUUAAAAAGGUGAUGACGCCUCAAGACGAACAACUCAUCGCUACACAAUAUAUUCAAUUUGCUGAACAAGUGAAUCAAAUCGCUCAAUCCAUUCCAGCAAAUGCUCCACAAGAAGCCUCUGCUCUCAAACAACAAUUAUUGGCGAUUGUCAGAGAUUUCACAUUGAAAUCUGAGCAUCCAGGUGCAGACAUUUUGAAAUCCACUUUGAAAGAUUUCCAAUCCAUGAAACAACAAGAACAACAACAAUCAGGAAUUUCAUCUUCUGAUCAACAAUUACAACAACAAGAAGGUGGAGCUCAAACUCUCUUCCUUCCUAUGGCUCUAAAAGCUGUCUCCUUUGCCAUGAAUGCUGUCAACGGCAUUGGAACUUAUUCAGAUUCACUUUCAAAAGCUUCGCAAUUCUUAGCCGGUCCUGUUGCUCAAAAGUUGAGUCAGUUGGGUUUCUCAAAAGCAGCUUCUUUGGCGCAACGAUCCGGACAAAAGAUGGAUCAAUUCGUCACUCAAAUACUCAAACCAUUCGAAGACAAAAUUGCUCAAAAGAUUGCACCAAUUGUAAAAUCGAAAACAUUUCAAAAUGUGAAUAAUGCACUCAACGUUGUGACAAGUGCCAUGAGUUUGAAAGGAGGUUUGAAAGCAUUGGGUAUGGUGAGUAAAAUUAAACUUCCAUCUGGUGCUUUGGCAAAGGCAAGAUCUGCUUUGAAGAUGGCCAUCAAUGCUGUGAAAAAUCGUCGAGAGAUUAUGAACAUGAUAAAACAAAAUCCAGAACAUGCAUUGAACCAAUUCAACAAGAUUAAGAGUCGCGUAGAACGUGUUCAAGGUCAAUGGGAAGAUUUCAAAGGUCAAAUGAGAAAUUUCAAAGAUGGUUUAAUGAAUCGAAAUAAUAACCAGCAAGAUCAGCAAAAUGCCAUGCCAAUUACAUCUUCAACACAACCGUCAAGAAAUCAUCGAAACUCACGAUCAGGAUUUAAUUCACAACAACAACAACGAGCAAGUACUAGAAAUCACUCUCAACCACAAAGAAGAAGAUCCAAAGGUACUCAGUCCUCACGAUAUCGCGGAAAUAACAGAAGAUCAUUGGGUCAGAUCAGACGAAAUGGAAAUAAAAGAAGAAAUGGAACAAGGAACAAUGGUGGAAGACCACAAAGAUCGUUGAAUAAUAGAAGAACAUCACCAUCAUCACAACAACCGUUGCGAGGACGAAAUAAUCAAGUGAAUCGAAGAAGAAUCAAUAAUAAUUCUUCCCUCAAAAACCGUUCCAAUUCCUCUGCAAGAAGAAGAACCACCAAUUCAAAGACUUCUUCAAAUGGUUAA
Molecule: messenger RNA, 1590 nt
Organism: Naegleria fowleri
Lineage: Eukaryota; Heterolobosea; Eutetramitea; Acrasida; Naegleriidae
Exons: 2
Coding region: 1-1590 (529 amino acids)
Source: RefSeq, a predicted model, not a curated record